AGGACCUUUGGUGCCGUAUCAAGAAGUUUGGCUCUGGAGAAGAUAGCAGGCCUGGAUGAGAGGAGGCCGCUAGUAGAUCCACUGUGGGUACCCCAGCUGAGUGGAGAGAUGAAGGCCUUCUUCUUUUGUAUGGCAGGGUCUGUGGCAUUAUUAUCCCCUGGAACUAUCCCCUGAUGAUGCUCUCCUGGAAGACGGCUGCCUGCCUGGCUGCUGGGAACACAGUGGUGAUCAAGCCUACCCAGGUGACCCCACUCACAGCCUUGAAGUUUGCAGAGCUGACCUUGAAGGCUGGCAUUCCUAAGGGCGUGAUCAACAUCCUCCCAGGAUCUGGCCCACUGGUUGGCCAGAGACUCUCAGACCAUCCUGAUGUGCGGAAGAUUGGGUUCACAGGCUCCACGGAGGUGGGAAAGCAUAUCAUGAAAAGGUAGGUGGUUGGGGUGUGGUGGUGAAGCUACCACUGCCACUCUGGACCUAGAGAGUUCUGUGUGUGAGCUGGAUCCUGCUCCUCAAGCGUCCAUGUGCACAGCGGUUCCCGGAGGCCAGGUUAAGGCAGGUUUUGAUCCCAAGUGCAUGACAAUGCUUGGUCUGGCCAGUGGUGGCUGCUCUGUGGAGCUCACUUGGGUCAGUGAGGUGCAAGACCUGCGUGUGGCUGCUGAGCACCUGGAAUAUACAGCUGCUCUGAACUGAGACGUUCUGGGGACUGUAAAAGACACCAGGUUUUCAAAACUUA
Molecule: messenger RNA, 730 nt
Organism: Phyllostomus discolor (pale spear-nosed bat)
Lineage: Eukaryota; Metazoa; Chordata; Mammalia; Chiroptera; Phyllostomidae
Product: cytosolic 10-formyltetrahydrofolate dehydrogenase-like
Exons: 3
Coding region: 174-428 (84 amino acids)
Molecular function (GO): formyltetrahydrofolate dehydrogenase activity; aldehyde dehydrogenase (NAD+) activity
Source: RefSeq, a predicted model, not a curated record